Molecule: messenger RNA, 3738 nt
Organism: Ornithodoros turicata
Lineage: Eukaryota; Metazoa; Arthropoda; Arachnida; Ixodida; Argasidae
Product: sperm-specific sodium:proton exchanger-like
Exons: 24
Coding region: 94-3684 (1196 amino acids)
Biological process (GO): regulation of intracellular pH; proton transmembrane transport; potassium ion transmembrane transport
Cellular component (GO): plasma membrane
Molecular function (GO): potassium:proton antiporter activity; sodium:proton antiporter activity
Source: RefSeq, a predicted model, not a curated record
UCAAUGUCAAGGACUAGGUGCACGAGCUGGAAUUGCCGUGAUGAGCGUGUGCAUGGUCGUUCUGUUUAAUCACUCGUGUCUUACGUUCCUUGGAUGCGUCGUGGUCCAUCGCAGUGUAUUUACAUCGCAAACUGCCGUUCUUUCUCUGCUUGCAAGAAUAUGUCUGGCAAUAUGUCUCACGAGGACGGUCAUUAUACUGAGCCUGACAUCCACCUGUCAACGCUCGAAAGACUCAAGAAGAAUGACUAUGAGCUACAAACAAUACUCUUCGGCAUCAUCUUUACGGUCAUCUUCAUAGCGUGCGUGUUACGGUCAAUGGAACGUGCGCUGGGCAUUCCACACACAGUGGUGGUUGUGAUUACUGCUGCCAUUGUCAGCUACUUCGUUCCAACGUCGGAAGUGGACGAAUUCCUUAUUGACUCCUGCCGCUGCAAGUUUGACGUCUUCAUCACGCUUUUACCUGCUCUCGUAUUUUCCACAAUGAACGGCAUCAACUAUUACAUCGUACGCAAGUGCUACAUUGAGAUGGCAAUCUUUUGUAUUGGUACAACUGCUAUGCAUGCGACUCUCUGCUCCCGGUUCGUGGCCUUGUUCCUUGACGGGACUUAUCCUAGUGCCUGGAUCAUCGUUCUGGGGUGCCUGUUUUCCUGCAGCCAGCGGGAGUCGAUGUUUGUUACCAACCUUCAGAAAGACAGGUAUCCCAUUCUGUCCACUAUGCUGAACUGCGAAUCUUUGGUAUCCAACAUUCUCGCUUGGGAUGUCAUGACCUUCACUUACAGCUCCGCGGUCCACGACGUCGGCCGCUACGCCUCUUUGUUCCUUUAUCUGGGCAUCAGCAUGCUCGUGGGAAGCUUGAUGGCCUACCUAGCCAUGCACGUCCUCACUCGCGUUGAACCAGAACCCCCGUACGCAGUGCUAGUUCUCAUGGGGCUCGCCUAUCUGACCUUCAUGAUUCUGGAAAGCUUCGGUGCAUGCGGCGUGUCAGGAGUCAUUGCCUUCUCAAUCAUCACCAACAACCACAUCCUCAUCACAUCAUCGGACCUCGAAGAGCAUCUCACAAGAUACUGGACAAUUAUAUACGAACUCAGCGAAGUGAUCGCCAUAUUCAUCGCCUGUAUCUACACAAUUGAACUGGCGAAACGUUUCUUAUCCUUCAAAGACAUCCUGCUCAUCCUAGUCACCUACAUCUUCGUCACAUGUUCCAGAGCGAUAUCUGUGCUCUUGACUCUGCCUGUCCUGGAGUACAUGGAUUACCACGUGCGCUGGCAACAGGCUAUUGUAUUAGUUUGGUUCGGAAUGCGUGGAUCGUUCCGCCUCCUCCUGGUGCUCUUCUACCAGCGGUAUCUAUUCGUCAACAUACAGAUCGCCUUUAAGGGCAUCAUUCACGUAGCAGGAGUUGUCUUUCUGCAAAGCUUCGUCAACCCCAUGCUCUACAGCGUGGUUCUCAGGUUUCUAGGUCUUCAAAAGGCCAUGGCCGGCGAUGAAGAUACGAUGCUUCAGGCGUUGGCUUACAUGCGACAAAUGGUGAACGUGUCGGAGAAACGACAGCGCAGCGAGAGUUAUUUUAUGACCGUCGACUGGGGCUGGGUGGCUGCCCGAACGCGAAUGACUGCCAGGCUAAUUACUGGUGCACAGCGUGUUCAGAACAAACGGCUCUUGCGCCGUCGCUCAACGGUGACUGAAGUCCUGCAAAAGGAGAAUGAAACGGCUGCUUACCAAAUAGCAAUCGAAAACGCUCUUCGUAUACAUCAGGUGAGCUUUUCUCGUCAGUUUCAAGAAGGACGAAUUCAACGACGCACUCUGCUGAUCCUACUGGCAGCUCUAGAAUAUCCGUACGACACUAAAGAAUAUCUAGAUGCUGCUAUGAUUCGGCAGCUAGUUGCCAUUCCUGACUGGACAUACAAGCUGAAGAAGCGGUGGAGUGGCGACGAAGUUGUAGAUCCCCAGCACACGGGCUCGGAGGACUGGCCAACACCCCAAGAAUGGCAUGGCACGACGUUGCGUGAGAUGAUGCUGGACGGUUUCGAGCACUCUUACUACGGAGUGGUGGUGGUGGCGUCAACCUUUGCCUACAUUUUAUGCUCUCUGGGCGUCGCCAUAGCCUACUACAAGAACUUAUGGACGGACUACCCCUGCAUAGUAAUUGAGACGAUUUAUGUCGGUACCUUCAUGGCGGAGAUGCUAUCUGUGUUGUACGUUCAUGGCCAUCGCUUUCACCGUCUCGAUAUGUACAACAAGCUGGAUAUUCUACUUGCUGUGUCGAGUCAAGUGAUGCUGGCACUCCACUUUGCUGUCCGACUGUCGAAGGAGCGAUCUAUCUCGCGCCUCAUCGCCCCUGCGGUCAUGAUAAUGCUCUGCGCAGGCCGUUUAGCGCAUAUCUUCAAAUAUGUUGAUAUUCCAUGCCGGUUUCUAGCCAAGAUGAUCGAAGCGCGAAUCGACAGCGUCAUCUACGACUCUUACGAGGUUGCGUUGGCUAUGGUUACGAGCGAAGAGGAGGUGCAAGAGUGCAUUUCCAAGACCGUCGACAGUGAAGAGCUGGCACAAAAGAUACGUACGCUGGCUGGACGGAACCGACUGCAGGUCCUGAAACACCUAGUGAGCAUACAGAGCAACUUCCCUGGAGUAGCUGUGGCCUUCAAGAGCCGCCAAGCAUGUCAGGCUGUGCUUAACCACGUCUUUCACACCGUGGUAGACUUGCAUGAAAGCGGCACUCUCGACAGGCCCGAGUUCCGCAAGGUUCGACGCGAGAUCACGGCAGCUAUGAAACGCUCUCUGUACGCGCCGCGAAGUUUUCGGUGUAGCUACAAGCCCAUCGCUGUACUACGAAGCAUCCCAUGGCUGUCCAAGGCAUCGCUUCGACAAUUCAUAGCUCUGAAGAUCCGACCAGUAUCUUACGAACCAGGCGAAACAAUUAUAGAGAGAAAAACUCAUCACGACGUCAUAGUCACUUACUCGGGCGUCGUUAAGGUGUCCGGCCGUGUAGAAACUCGCAACGACGGUGCAUUGGCCAACAGUGCUUCAUUCCUGUAUUUCGUGAGCAAAGACAGCCUGGAGGACUUUGUCAUGGCACCAGAAGUGAUCGGCACCCUAAGUAUCGUCACUACCGGAGUCUCUGUCACUGAAGUCAAGGCGGAGACCGCAGUUAACGGCUACCUCAUCCCAAAAGCUCGUGUUCUGGAAGCCAUCGCAGUGUUCACGGAAAGACCGAGUUUCCUCUACCAGCUCUGGACAUACAUCGGUCGCCGCGUGGCUGCUCAAUUGCUCCAGGCUCAUCCUAUGUUCCAAAUGUGGCCGACGAAGAAAAUUCUCCUGCGCCUGGAAAAUAUUGUUCUCCCUAACCUGGAGCACGCACGCAGCUUUCUGGUAACACCAGACAUUGAAGAAGUGGUCCUUAUUCAGGGUAUCAUUGAAGACGCCGAAGAAAGCAGUACCUACAUCGGGCCCAUCUACAUACCAAGAGCUGUUAGAAAAAUUAUUUUCCCCGGCGAAGCAGGAGUCCGACCACUGCCGGUCGUGGUACUGAUAGCGAAGCGUCACUACCGCCCUCCAGCAAACCUAGAAUGGUCUGACAAAGUAAUGGCUGACUCUGGGGGUCAGGUGCUCUCCGAGCCUUCAUUUUCCGAAGAGGAAAAGACGUCCUCCGAGAACGAGGAUACACCUGGUUGGCACCUUGGGUCCUCGUGAGCAGAUAAUUCGCAUUGUCCGGUCAUACUUUCCCAAUAAACUGUUUAACAUGCC